Encephalitozoon intestinalis ATCC 50506 is the source of this 1701-nucleotide messenger RNA. RefSeq names its product Ser/Thr protein kinase Kin1-like protein. Bases 1 to 1701 code for a protein of 566 amino acids. NCBI's taxonomy places the organism in Eukaryota, Fungi, Microsporidia, Unikaryonidae. Gene Ontology annotation, molecular function: tau-protein kinase activity; protein serine/threonine kinase activity; ATP binding. Gene Ontology annotation, biological process: microtubule cytoskeleton organization; intracellular signal transduction; protein phosphorylation. The record is from RefSeq and is a predicted model, not a curated record. Gene Ontology annotation, cellular component: cytoplasm. The transcript has a single exon.
AUGAAGUAUAAGGAGGAGACUCCGAGCUACAUGUACUCAGAGAUAGAAGGGACUGAAGAAGAAAUAAUUAGUCUUAUGGAUGAGUCUGAGGAAAUCAACCCUUCUCAGGAAAGAGAGAUGAGAGGAAUGAUAGGAGACUUCGAGUACAUAGAAAACAAAUGGAUAGGAAAUUACCGAUUUAUAAGGCAGCUGGGAACUGGAAGUAGUAGCAAGGUUGUGCUUGGAUGCGAUCCACAAAGCGGGGAAAAGGUUGCAAUCAAAAUAAUUCCCAAAAGGAUGAAUGGCACGGAGACUAGCGAGGUUGAGAUGAGAUGCGACCAGAGGAUAUUCAGAGAAGUUAUUAUAUCAUCUGUGGUAAAUCAUCCGCAUAUUGUUCGGUUGAAGAACUUUCUGUAUAGCCCUACACACUACUUUCUAAUAUUCGAGUAUGUGAAAGGAAGGCAGUUGUACGAUAUUAUCAUUAGUAACGGGCCUCUGAAGGAGAAGGAGGGGCAGAGGUACUUCAGGCAGUUACUUUCUGCAGUUGACUACAUCCAUAAGAAUUCGAUUGUCCACAGAGACCUGAAGAUAGAAAACAUCCUGAUUGACGACAACGACAAUGUCAAGCUGAUCGACUUUGGACUAUCGAAUUUUUACGACAACAAAACCCUGCUGAACACAUUCUGUGGAAGUCUGUACUUUGCAGCGCCAGAGCUUCUUCAGGGGCAGAGAUACUGUGGACCAGAGAUAGACAUCUGGAGUCUGGGGGUUGUUCUAUAUGCGACUCUGUGCGGAUGUGUUCCAUUUGAUGACGAAAAUGUUCAGGGACUCCAGGAAAAGAUAAAGGAUGGAGACUUCAAGUUCUGCAAGACGAUUUCAAGAGAGGCUCAGGAGCUAAUCCGAGGGAUGAUUGUUGCACAGCCAUCCUCUAGAAUGGGGCUUGACCAAGUGAUUGGAAGCGAAUGGGUAAACGGAGAUCAAAAAGGCAGAAUCAACAGCUAUACAGCAAAGAGAUAUCCAAUAAUGAAGAUCAACGAGAGGUACAUAGAGUUGUUGUCGAGAGCAAUCCGGUUCCAGUUCCCCAACAUUGAAAGAGAGAUUAGAAGAUUCCACAGAAUAUGCAAGGAAGACAUGGGGACUUUAGAGCAGAUCUAUUGGUCGAGAAGGCCUGUGGUGUCUCUCUAUUAUCUUGUUUCUGAGAACCUUGGAGAAGACAACGAAAACAGAAUCUACGAAGAAGAAGAUGAGACAGAACUGCCACAGGGGCAACCAGAAGCCAUCCAUGACUUUGUAAGGUUUAUAUUUUCUGGAGAGAGAACCUGUACUCGAAAACACGUUAAAAAGGAGGUGCUUCUGGAAUCUGCAAGCCAAGACACCCUGGUGUCCCUGAAGGGAAAGGACAACGGGCUUCCACGAAUCAGACAGACAUACUUGAAGGGGUUCUUCAGGGGGAUAAGGGUAAAGCACAUCGGAAGCCACAAUGCACUCAAAAAGAUACUCCUUGACAUAUUCAAUGCAAAUAGUAUUAUCUACGAAGUUACCGAUAAGAGCUACUUUUGCUCUGCAUACUACGAGGAUCUGGAAUGUCUUUUCAAGGUAUCGAUGUAUUUUAAUGUGCUUCUUAACGAAUAUUAUCUUACUGUGACACCUCUGAACAGCGAGAAGAAGCUUUUUAAGAAUGUAUAUGAAUGGAUUUCCUCUGGAUUGAGGAAUAGAACGUGA